UAAUUCUUUCGAGACAUGAUGAUGAUAUGACCACACCCUCCAAUAGUUAAUUCUCAUCUCUAUAUAAACUCCAUCUCUUCCUAUACAAAAAUAUCAUAAUCCACAAGCAUUCAACAUAAUCCAGAGAGAUCAUAGAUAGAGAGAGAGAUAUGACUAGCAAGACUCCAUUCAGGAUGAGGUCGUUCAAGAGAGUUACAGAAGCAUUUGGUUACCAUGAAAAUACCAAUAAGGCACGUCUUUUUGAUAAUGGCCGAGGAAGAAACGAUAAUUAUCAACAUUCAUCAACUACCACUAGUAAUAACUCAUCACCUGAGUUAUCUGAUCUCAUUAAUGCAUUUAUGGAGAAAAAUGAGAAUGAAGACGACGAGAAUCAUGAGAUUAUUGAUUCUGAAGAAGCAGCUGAAAAUUACUCGCCCGUGGAAAUGCUGAAGAACUUGUUUGGUCAAAAAGAAGCCGAUGGUCCCAUUAAGCAAAAGAUUCUUCAAGUAGCAGAAGAAGUUUUCAACGAAACAACUUAUGCAGAUGGUUAUCAUCGUCAACAAGGUUUAUUUAAACGUAGUUUAGUGACCAGAUUGCGCGAAAGAGGUUUCGAUUCAGGUCUCUGCAAAACCCACUGGGAGAAAAUGACUAGGUUUCCAGCGGGUGAAUAUGAAUAUGACGAUGUUAUUGUUGGCGAUACUCGUUACAUUAUAGAAGUAGGAUUAGCUGGAGAAUUUACCAUAGCUCGACCAACGAACAAGUAUUUAUCGUUAUUAGCCGAGUUUCCACAAAUUUUUGUUGGUAAGCAGGAGGAGCUCAAACAGGUGGUGAUGAUAAUGAGUGAAGCUGCUAAAGAGUCCUUGAAGAGUAACGAUAUGCCUAUGCCACCAUGGAGAAGAAUCGAGUACAUGGAAGCUAAAUGGUUUAGCUCUUACAAAAGAGUUACCAACAUUAACAUGAUAUUGAAGCAAAGUGAUUCUAAGCCAGUGGCCGUGGUCGUGCCUACAGCCGUGUACCAUCACUACUGCAGAAUCGAGGUUUCAAGGGAGGUAGGAUUGAGUGUUGGGAAAUUGGCGCAAGCUCUCAGCAACGGAGUUAACAUUGGCAAUGGCAUGUAACAGCAAGUGUAGCUUAAUUUUAUUAGGAAGAGGAGAAAAAAAACUGUGACGGUUUAGUUCCGCCGAUAUUUCCAUUUUCUUGUGAUUCUGGGAUUGUAUGGACGUGACCUACAGCCAGCUGAUGUAUCAAUUCUGAAUCUAAUCUAUCAAUCAAAAUUAUGGCAAUGUAUAUCUAAAUUUAGCAAAGAACAGA
Papaver somniferum (opium poppy) is the source of this 1290-nucleotide messenger RNA. RefSeq lists its product as uncharacterized. The transcript has 2 exons. NCBI's taxonomy places the organism in Eukaryota, Viridiplantae, Streptophyta, Magnoliopsida, Ranunculales, Papaveraceae. Bases 150 to 1097 code for a protein of 315 amino acids. The record is from RefSeq and is a predicted model, not a curated record.